Messenger RNA from Pelobates cultripes (western spadefoot toad), 22793 nucleotides. The record is from the annotation of a GenBank genome assembly. NCBI's taxonomy places the organism in Eukaryota, Metazoa, Chordata, Amphibia, Anura, Pelobatidae.
AUGGGUGAUAAACCAAUAUGGGAGCAAAUUGGAUCAAGCUUUGUUCAGCAUUACUAUCAAACCUUUGACAAUAACAGGGUCCAUUUAGGAGCGAUAUAUGUGGGUAUUUUAACUCUUAAUUAUUAUUUUUUUGAUGUUUUAUAUUUACUUGAUGCAGUUUGUAACAGUUUAUAUUUUUUAUGAUUAAACAUUGACAUUUAAAAUUACAUUUGAGAACUGUGUACCAUAUGGAGUCACAUCCAUAGAAAUGUUUAAAUGAAGUAAAGAAUUUACUUGCUCCUUCUAAUUCUUUCUUCACUUAUUAAUUUUGUAUUGCUGUUAUGUACUGUUUACUUUAUUAAGCAAAUGUAGGAUCCAACAAAGCAGUGAAUUCAAACAAUACUGCUUUCAUUUUGAUGAAUCAAGACUUUCUGAUUUUGUAAAGCGUUCUUGAUGUAGAUUGUAUCAAGGCAGGGUUUUCAUUCUAGAAAUCCUAUGGGUUCCAACAAAGCUGUUUUGUGCAUUAGAUGUAUAUUUGAAAUUAUUUGGCUGUAUUCGCAUAAUUGGCAGUGAAUUCUAUUCCAGUUUAAUGUCUACUUUGCCAAUGGUGUCCUGCCUAGAUACUGUGCUAGCUAGAAUUAAUUUUCAGAAAUGGAUAGUACUUGCACUACUCAGUUAUCUCUGUCCAGUGCCAAAGAGUUUUAACAUUAUAAAUAAUAUUGUAAAAAAAAUACUAAUUUAAAGGCAAUGCAAAUUCAUUAUAUAAUGUACUAAAAAUUUGGGGUGGGGGGAAAGAUACAUGGAAUGGACAAAAGUAUGUGAUCAUGCCCAUUAAUUGUUUUCAGCCUUUGCUAAAAAGUGUUUAAAGGGAUACUUUGGACACCAUAACUUCAUCGCAAUAAGAGAUGACACUCCCAGCUUAUCAGUAGCUCCUCAUUUAGAAAAGUGAAUGAAAGAUCAAAUCUCAUGCAUGACGUACUCUACGAUCCGUAGCGUCAGGUCAGAGGCUUCAUAAUUGAAGCCUCUGACCAUCGGUGAAAGUGGAGGGCAGAGUGAUAUGGCCUCAUCUUCCAGACUUAGUAGUUAACUCCUUGAGGUAAAAUUGCGCUUGGGACCUCCCUUGCAUCAUAACUUAAUUGCCUCAUAAAAUUCAGAACUUAGCUAUGAAAUCUCAGACUAAUUUUUGCAGUCUUGCUGAAGAGCUCAAUGACUUUUAGCAUCCUACGACAGCACCAUGUUUAAACGUUUGUAUAAAUCCCACCCUACAAGAAUUGCUCUAAACAACUCUAAGUGCUCCCUGAAGCCUGCAUUUCAGAAUAAGAGCAACAGGCUACACAUGAAGUGGUAGAUCAUACUCAGAGCUGGAAUAGAGUACUGCGCUGCUUGGGUAAGCAGUCUGUGUGAUCCAACAAAAGUUCUGACCUCUGCAUUCCAGCUGGAUGAAUUUUACAUAAACAUAAUACAGGCAUUUUAUAAUGAAGCAUAAGAAAUCAGGGGAUAACUUAAGUCUGAAACAAUCAUUUUGGUAGAAGACAACUUUAUGGCAUUUGACAGUUUGAAAGAUGCUGACCCCUCCUUAUACCUGAUUGUCUGAGCACCUCUUUCCAUUCAGGACCUACAUUUUUUGACUUACAGCAGUCUCUUAAGUAUUAUUUUUUUAUUUUUUUUAUUUUUAUUUUUUAUUUUUAUUUUAAUAGUGGCAGUACACACGGGUUUGCCCUUCCUUAUUUGGACAAGUAUCUGAAAUUUAGGUUAAACAAAUCCCUUACCCUAUCAAGGGCAUUUCCUGCAAACCCACCACAGUAAUUAUCAAGAAAAAUGCAACUUAUUUACUGUAAAUCAUUUAUUUCUGCGGGAGGGAAAAUUGUACUGCCACCAUACGAAGAAAAAAAAUAUACGCUAAGUAAAAAAAUUUUAAUUUUUUUUUUCUGAUAUAUGGUGGCAGUACAUACGGGAUAUAGCAAGAUCCCAAAUCCGGGUGGCCAUUAUGCCCAAAUGUUGCUUCAGAGGACGAGAAUAUAUCUAGCUUUUAAUGCCUGAUGGUAAGUGUUGAAUGAUGACCAGGAGGCCACUUUACAGGUUUCGCCAGGACACGCAAGGGCCUUCUCUGCCAAUAAUGUAGCCAUAGCCCCCGUGUAAUGAGCUUUAAGAGACACUGGCACAGAAGGCAUACAAGAAGAAUACGCCAGUCUGAUUGCUUCAAUGCGCAAAGCUUCUUUCCCUUUAAACCUUCCUUGGAAGUUAACAAAAAGAUUAUUGGAAUUUAUGUAUUCUGACAACUUUGAGAUGUAUAUCUGCAAUGCUUUUCUUACGUCCAGUUUAUGCCAUCUUUGUUCCUGUGGUGAGGAGGUGUUGUUGCAAAAGUUAGUUGAUUCACCACUUUAGAUGCUAUAAUCUUGGGUAAGAAAAGAAGGCUUAGGAUGAAAAACAACCUUGUCAUUGUGAAACACAGUAAAUUCAUCUGAAGGUGAAAGCGCUUGAAACUCGCUGACCCUUUUGGCCACGGUGAUGGCGACCAAAAACGAUGUCUUGAGAGCUGUCUUCAAAGGGACAUAUUCCAAAGGCUCAAAAGGUGGUCACAGAGAGCCUGUAGAACUAUAGAAAUUACUAUUUUCUAGGAGGUCGAAUGAGCCUGAUGGCCCUAAAGAGUCCAAUUAGAAUGAGAUGCCAAAUACUUGAUCAUAAAAAAAUGUAAGGCUGUGAAGAGUGGUUUCAAAUGACUGAUGAACCUGAAGGCAAUGGUGUUCCUUACACCAAUGUAAAAACUUUUCCAAGACUUGCAGGUAAAGUUUUUUUUUUAAAGUAGAAUGUCUAGUAGAAUGAAGCAGCAGUUGCGCCCUGUCUUCAUGAAAACCCUGAUGAAGGAUCAACCUCGCAGCAGCCACGUCGUCAAUUUGAACAUCCUUUGAACCUCCAGUAGAUCCCCUUUUUUUUUUUUUUUUCUAUAAGAUUGACAUUGGGAGUUCCCAAUAUGUGGAAGCCAUCUCCUUUAAGGCUGAAAACAAACUCCUGUUUGGCCAGUAUGGAGUUAUCACUAGAACCACUGCUUUGUCUCUAUUUUUCAAAAUUCUUGGAAUCCGCUUCAGCGGAGGAAAGAUGUAAGCUCGCUUGAACUCUCAUUUCAUAAACAGUCUAUCCAUUGGGGUUGAUCUGCUCUGAACCGAGAGGCAAAUCUGUGAAGAUUUUUCUUGCCAUAAGGUCUACUACAGGAACUCCAAACUUUCUUUUGAGAAUCACAAAAAUCUUUGGAUACAGUGACCAUUCCUUCUUGUCCCACUUCCACCUGCUGAGAUUGUUUGCUCUGACAGUCAAUUCCUCUUAAGUGAACAGCGGAGAUAUCCUACGUUUGAUGUAUUUGUUGUAAUUACCAACCAAUAUUUUGGAUGAAAGGUCAGACCUCUCGAAAUGAGCUUUGAAGUUCUCCACCAAUCUGUUGAUGGAAUCUCUCAUUGCAGAGGCGCUAUUUUUGGUUUUGCCCACGGGAAUAGAUGUCAGGUAUUCAAGCAUGCUCAUUGCACUCCUGAUGGAACUUCUGUUUGUUUGUAAACUGGAUACUUCUCUCCAAAUUUUCUUUCUUUUUUUCUGGCGUCAGAUGUAGAGAGAACGUGUUUGAAUUUACCUCAAAUCCAAGAAAUUCUAUCACUCUUGAAGGAAGCAGGGUUGACUUCUCUAAGUUUAGCAUCCAACCGUGUUCUUAGAGUACUUUGGUGAUCUGAACAUUUUUAUUUUUUUUUAUUUUUUUUUUAUUUAAAGCAGCUGUCUUGAUCUUGCUAUUAGCAGCCAAUCGUCCAAGUAGGGGUUUGAUUGUGAUCAAUUCUCUUAGGUCUCGCUGUUAUGAGAGUCAGCACUUUCGUAAAUAUUCUUGGAACAGAUGACAGGCCAAAGGGGAGUGCCUUGAAUUGAAAAUGGUAAGUUCUUAUACUUCUUCUUUUUACAUCGAAUCUUAGGAAUUUUCUUAGUCUGCAAUAGGGAUAUGCAUCCUCGAGAUCCAGUUUUACCAUAAAAUCUCCCUUCUGAAGGACCUGAGUUAGAGGAACUCGUCUCCAUUUGGAACCUUUUGGUAUGGAAUAUAACUAUUAAAUCUAGAUUUAAAGGAAAUAAAUAAUCGGCCGAAUGGAAUGAUCCGGCUUUGGCACCAGGAAGAUCCUUGAGUACACCCCUUGGAACGUCUGGCGAUUUGGUACCUUCUCUAUAACUCCUUUUCUUAACCGUAAUAUUGUUUCCUGCUUCUGAAAAAGGAGCCUCUGACUUUUGGGAAGACUGUUAAAAGGGCACGAGGAACUUCCACUUUGGCAUACUUGUGAAUUGUAACGUGUAGCCUUUUUUCACUAGAUUCAGAAUCCAACGGUUGUACUUUUUUCCCAUCUUGUGUAGAAAUGUUGAAUUUCUUCCUCCUACCUUCUUCGCGUCAGAAACGUCUACUUUUGUUUUAAUUUUUUUUUUUUGUUUUUUUUGUUUUUUUUCAUGACCUAUCUUGCUAGGCCCUUCUACUGCUGUCCUGGAAAUUCCUGUAACCAGGUUUCCAUGCAUUUUUUUUAUUUUAUUUUUUUGUCUUGGGCUUUUUGUUUCUAACAUCUGUUUAAUUAUCUCCUCCAAGGGAGAUCCAAGCUGCUUGUUUGUCUAAAGGAAGUUCACAAAGGACUGACUUAGACAGUGUCCACCGUCCAGGCCCUAAGCCAUAAAGCUCUAUGUGCAACAGCGGAUAAAGCCAUAAUCCUGGCGGGCAGUAUUAAUACUUCCACUGUCAUGUCUACCAUAUAUACAUCAGUCUCAAACUUUGAACCAAACACACAAGUUGCUUAUCUUAAGUUUCCGCCAGUAUCUCCUUUAAACACCCAGGAACAAACUGCUGGAGAGCACGGAUCGUGUACACAGAUAUUUUAAAGCUCAAGAUUACGAACGGACCUGCAUCCGCACGUUGCAAACUGAAGACCUUUUUUAUCUAUUACAAAUUAUGAGUGGCCAUUUGACACAAAUUCCAAAUUAUUUAAACCUACAGUUUUGCACUAUAUUGUGCCAUUUCUUCCUUGACAGGAUAUUCCCUAUUUGUAUACAUCGCCAACAAAGUUUUACACUGGAAGCCUGCUGUUUUAAAGGUUUGCCUACAUGAUGUCUCUGCUCGUUUGUCUAUAGGAUUUUUCAGUGCAGCCACAUCACCUAUAGGAAUUGUAGUUUGUGGGGGGAGGGUUAUAUUUUUUAUUUAAUUUUUUUUUUUUAAGAAUUUUUUAGAAAGCUGGGUCACCUUAAUGUCUACCUUUGGUAGAUCUUCUCACUUUUCAUCUUCUGUGAUUUUUACAUUUCUUAAUGUCAAAAAUUGAUUAGAUCAUUCAGAGGUUGUUGCUUUGGAAACUUUUUUUUUUUUUUUUUUAAAACCUUUUUAGAAAGCUCCACAUGAACUUGAGAUGUCUGAAUCGGAAGUGGCCAAGCAUUCGCCAUAUGAAAUCUCACAUCUAAAUGAAGAUCUUUAUCUUUUUCUGCGACUGUGACCAGUCUCUGGAACAGAUGCAGACACUGUUAGAUUCUUUAAUUGUAUCCAUAGUCUGAGUAAAGGUAUACUGGAACCAAGCCAGGAAUGAUUGCAUAUCUUUUUCCAGAUAAAUCGCCGCACACUGACUUCCAAUUUUUUUUUUUACUUGUUCCAUCUGGAAGGGUUGUUGCACAUUCACUGCAAACUAUGUUUUUUGUUUUAGAUGUAGCCUUUCUAGGUGUAGAUUAGGAAUUUUCUCCUUUUUCCAUUUCUGGAUACUCCUGGCUAGACAUAUCUGCAAAUAUAAACAAUCUCUACUUUACUUUAAAAUGUUUUUAUUGGAGCAAUUUCUUAAGAAAAUGUAUUUAAUCUCCCUUUAAAAGUCCUGUGAGCCGUAGAGGGGAGGGAAGGGGGGCUGGUGACACAGAGUAACACUUUUGACAAGCUGUUAGAGGGAACUGCACAGCAGGAUUUUUUUUGGACGUUCUGAUUCGUGCAUGUGUGGUAGCAACACAGAGUAAUAACGUUGUAAUUCGUGCAACCUUUGGACCGCCUCAUUCAGCCAGCCAGGAACUCACUUUGCAUAAGAACAAUCAAAAUCUUUGCUCCGUAACCUCCAUGGUAGGAGCAUAGCCACCGAGCAUACCACCCAGGCAGCUAUCUGACCAUAUCCCCCAGACAUCAAUCCGUGUGUCUCGCCAAACGACCAGACGCUUGAUCCGUCCCAAGCUGGGACAAGAAAGAACUGAGGUGAGUUUGCAGGAGCAGCUCUUUUAUAGGGUAAGGGGGAGGGAUUUGUUUAAUCUCUUAGAUGCUUGUCCUAAUUAGGAAGUGCAAAUUUGUAUGUACUGCCACCAUACGUCAAAUGUUUUUACAUUUUAAGUAAUCUUCUCUAGAAAGUCAAGGUAUUGCAUGCAUUCAAUUAAUAACUGGUUGGCAAAGGUAUAUUUGCCAAACAUUUGACAUCCCCCUUUAGAUCAUGAUAACCCUUCUAGAAGAACACUGGUAAGUUUGUGUAUUUAAAGAAGUCUGCUGCAGAGCUGCCCAGGUAUACUAAAUUUCUCGUAAACGCUGUUUCUGUUCUACCAUAAAACCGAAUAAUUAAUUGUUGAAGGACUCUGUUAAAGAGAACGCAUCCUUUCUAUAAGAACUGAUAGAGAUGAAGGUUCUGACUUAUGACGGCAAGAGCUUCAGCUCCCUAGGUAGAAAUCCUGUGUGAAUUCUUAAAUGUUCCUUCCAACUCUAAAGAAGAUUCUAUUGGUAGGUUUCCAUAACCUGAUAAAUUAAUUCAGAGUUCUGGUGUACAGUGUCCACAAAUGUGUCCGCUUCCAGUUGGGGUACUGUGUGUAAACCAUCUAAGUGUACCAGUGGUUCCCAAACUUUCUAGGUUCAAGGCACCCUUAAUAUUUCAGUAUUUUUCUAGGACACACGGAGUUAAAACUUCUAGGUUGUAUAUCUGUACAGCGCUGCUGCAUUUACUGGCGCUAUAGUGUAAUGUACUGUGUUGGUGCUUGUAUACACUUUUAAUGCAGGUUUUUUUGUAUGUGGUGUUCGAUUGCAGGGGUGUGUCUGAAUAGAAUGUUCACUUUUAAAUGUAGAUGUACAUUUGUGUGACGUAUUUGAGUGAAGGGGUGUGUUAUGUAAUUGUUAGAUUGCAGGAUUGUGCUUGUAUGUUGUGCUGGUGUUUGGCUGUAUGCACAUACAUAUAUUCAUGCAUAUUAACACAGAUGCAUAUAAAUACACUGACACAUACAUACAGAUGCAUAUAAACAUACACAAACAUUGAUACAUGCACAACCUAUGACACAGAUACUCUCAUAAAAGCAUACCCCCUGACACACAGAUGCACACUGAGAUAGAUAUGUAUGUAUGUAUGUAUGUAUGUAUGUAUGUAUGUGUAUAUGUAUGUGUAUGUAUUCUCCAGCCACCAUCCUGUUGGCUUACCAUAUGUGCCAGGAGCGUGGCUUGGAGUACUGCUGCUGCUGUGGGAGUGAGGGAUCUGGAGCUCUUCAUGCUUUUCUCCCCUUCCGCGCUGUCUCCUUGCAGGGUGCCGGGAGGAAGUGAUAGGCUGUUACUUCCUCCCAGCCGGCCGACAGAGUCACGGUCUUGAAGGACCGCGGCCCUCAACCUGGUCCCCGUUGAACAGUAAUGUUUCCCUGGUGCUAUAAUCAUAGCACUGGGGAAAUAUUUUGCGGCACCCCUGUGUUUGGGAACUGCUGAACUAUAAUAUGUAGAAUUACAUCACUGAAUUUUGAGAUCCAAGAUAUCUACUAGGUGGCAUGUAAGGGAAAAAGUCAGCUGUCUAGACCAACUGGUGGAGCUGGAUUCCUUGACCACCUUAUCCAAUUCAUCUGUCCUACAUCCUCCCUUUUGUAGCAAUGCUCGCCUAUUGUGGUGUUUUUUUUUUUUUAAUUUAAAAAAAAAAAAAUUCCAUGUUUUAAGGCUCAAAACUGGAAAUUUAUUUAAUCUGGUUAUCACACGGAAAUGUAUCUACUGUUGCUCCGCAAUUUAAAAUGUGUCAAACUUUAAUACCACUGUUACUGAGAUCAAUGUGAGAUGUACAGUUUGACAUACAUGACAUGUAUACCAGUCAUACACUGAUAAAAUUAAUUAACUAUAUUAAUGGCGCUCUAAAUAGUCUGAAAACGGGUGUUUCAGAUGCGAAUCUCGUCCAGCUUUUGACCACACACUUGGUCAGUAAUGCUUUACCAUAUUCUUACUAACAAGGCAGAUUAACUCCUACAUUGCACCAUACAUAUAUGCCAUAGAGCUUAAUGCCUGGGACCCCUUUUCCUAAAGUUGGACUUAUUUACCUAUUUUUAGUGUCCAAGAGUGUUCUCCGCCAAUUCAUUGUUUCCUAUAGGGAGGUUUGUGCACAUGCUCUGCAGAUCUCAAAGCAGCAUUUGAUUCAAGUCUGUUUUUUUUUUUUUUUCUUUUUUCUUCUUCUUCUUCUCGCAGGGGUAGCGCCUGUAGUGUUUUUUCAAUAUAUACAAAAAUCAAAGGUCUUUCAUACGAUUAACACUAAAGGACCAAUGCACCUGGAAUAUAAUAUUUAUAUAUUAUAUAAAAAAAAAUUCUCACUUUUUAGGGGUGUAUGUAUAUUGUAUGUGUAUAGAGCAUUUAUUCAGAGAGUUUCCUGUGGUGACUUCUAAUCUAACAUUACCGAGGUUAUAGAUUUGUAGAUCAAAGAGCAAAUUAUGGUCAGUCUGUGUAGAAGCAGUGUUGGAACAGACAGUGUUGAUAUUUAUGAUUUGGGUAGUAUUACAUAAAGUAGUCUGCUGUCAUAAUGGAGAGAGAGGCUACUAGCAGACCAUUAUAAUCUUUAAACAUGUAGGCCUUUCCUAUAGAGAAAUUAAAAAGCAUGUUAAGGGGUCAGUACAGUUUUCUACACCAUCAAAUGCUCUUGGAAAGUGGUGUAAACUGACCACAGGUCUGGCAAGCCCAAAUCAACAACAGAAUAAAGUUUGAGAGUUAACAGGUUGCAUGACAGCUCACAGGAGAACAAACUAACACUUGCCAAAGUAAGAAAGUCUCUCUUUUAUCUGUAUGGAGAAGACUUCAAGAUGUUGGUUUACCUGGUCAAGUUGCAGUAAGAAAGACAUUGCUAUGAUGGCUUCGAAAGACUUGACUGGGCUAUGAAGCAUUUCCAGUGGAAUCCUGAAGACUAGGAGGUCUUGCAGACCCGAUUAAAUUUUUUUUUUUUUUUUUUUAAAUGUGAAGACUAAAUCUUGCUGGUUAUUUUUAAUAUUUGCAGCCGGAGGAGAGAGAAAAAAAAUAAAUUUUUAUAUAUAAAUAUAAUUUUUAAAAAAAAAUUAUUAUUUUUUUGUGAAAAAGUGCAUGUUGUUAUUUAAAGUUCAAUUAACUUGGAUUAAUGGAAAUAAUUUAGAGAAAAUAUGCAGGCUCAUGCUACAUAAGCAAUCCCUAUUUCGUGUUCAUUGUAUCUUAAAAAGAAAUCCAUCUUAAGCAUUCUAUUAAAAGAAAUUUAGAUUUAAAUAAAAUAUACCCCACCUCUCCCAAGUGGACUUUUAUCCAUCCGGUUUAUAGUUAAUCACACAGAAUUUUUGCACGGUCAGUUAGAAUAGUUCAUUAUGUGACGCCAAUUGUCAAACUUGUAUAAGUGGUGUGGGCCUCUGCUAGAUCCAAAAUCCAUGACUGGCACCCAUAAACAAACAUGACUACCACAGCAUUUUCAGCACCAGGUAGCACUCUGGUUAGUACAAUAAUGACCCACGGUAUUGCCCUCAGGCUAGGUCUGAACUACCUUCGAAAAGAAUAAGAAUAUGUGCUUUUGAUCAUGAAGUGGCUAGCAUAUCCUCCGUUGUGGAGGCUUUUGAUGGACUGGACAGAAGGUUGAAAGUAAAACAGCCUCUUGUGGGAACUUCUGUAACAAUGUUGGCCAUAACCAUCCAUUGUAAAAACAUUCCAUGAGUAUUAUGAAAUUAUAUCUGCAAAAGGUAGCAACUGUGGGCCAAGACACUUGUUUGUUUGUUUUUGUUUUUGUUUUUUUAUUUUAUUUAUCCCCAAUUCUUUCUUGCUUUUAAUACCAUGGUACACUGAGACAAUAAACUGUAUAAAUUGAAAUGUUUUGACCAGUAGUGCAUCUUUGUAAGUUGAUAUUAGGGAUAUGAACUCUUUGAUUUCACUUUAAUACUGUUUUACAUCAAUAAUUUUCACUUCCCCUCAGCAGAGGUUUGAGGAAAAAGUGAUGUUAAUUUAAAUGUUGCUCUCUAAUUUGCAGAUUGACGCUUCAUGCCUUACAUGGGAAGGACAACAAUUUCAUGGCAAAGAUGCAAUUGUUGAGAAAAUCACAGUACGUAUUGGUUAAAAACUGUAAUUGGGUUUGAUCGUUAAAGGACCACUAUAGUGCCCUGAGGGUUCCCCCACCCUCAGGGUCCCACUCCUGUGGCGCUGAGGGGGGAGGAAGUGGUUACACUUACCUCUUUCACCAGCGCCGGGCGGGGAGCUCGCCUCCUCUUCGGCUAAAUGCGCAUGCGCGGCAGGCGCUGCGCGCGCAUUAAGCCAGUCUCAUAGGAAAGCAUUUACAAUGCCUUCCUAUGAACGCUGGCGUCUUCUCACUGUGAUUUUCACAGUGAGACGCACGCAAGCCCCUCUAGCGGCUGUCAAGAGACAGCCACUAGAGGCUGGAUUAACCCGAACAUAAACAUAGCAGUUUCUCUGAAACUAUAUUUAAAAAAAAAAAAAAAAAAAAAGUUAAUCCUAGCUGGACCUGUCACCCAGAACACUUCAUUAAGCUGAAGUGGUCUGGGUGCCUAUAGUGGUCCUUUAAGAGGUCAAAAUCUAUAAAUGUUUGUGUGCAAUUUGUACAAUGUGGUUUUUGUAAAACUAUGGCAGCAGGCAAUUUAGGUUGAGCAGCAAGUGGUCACAUAAAAGUAAAAUCUGACCUAACAAAUAGCCAGCACUUCCUCACCCAAUUUUAUACAGACUAAAAAGGAAUAAGCUAUUAUUUUUUGUACACACUUCUUGUACAUGUCUAGGAAUCUGUUUUGGGUGUGCCAGAUUUUACUCUCUAUUACUUCUUACUACUACUAUAUAUUGGCACAGAUAGUUGCUUGACAUUCACUAGUGGCUUGUUAUUAAAUCCAGCCUUAUGUCUUCUGUCCCCUUGCAUUUUGGAAUUGGAUUGAUAAUUGCAGGACACAGACUGGAGAGUAUGUCAUUCAAUUUAUUCUAUUUGAUUUAAUUAUUGUUUUACAUCUAGUCCAUCUCUAAUAUUUCAGAUGUUCCUUAAUAAAGCUGCCUAUAUAAACACGCUAAACUCUUCCCUAGACUAGAAGAGACAGGAUUCAAAAACCUUGUCAGUGGUGCCUUUUUGAAACUUGGACAUCUAGAAUCUGGUUAGUGUUUUUGCCGUUAAAGGGAUUCUAUAGUGUAAGGGAAUACAUUAUAUUCCUUACACUGUAGAACCCUCUGGUUGCCCCUCUCUGUUCCUAAAGGUGUUUUUUUGUUUUUUUUAAAGGGAAUCCUUUAGUGUACUCACCAGAUUCUGGCACUGAUCUCCCUCUUCAGAUGUCAUCCAAUGGGGUGGGGGAGUAAUGAGCAUGCACGGUGAGCGCAUCUCUUCAGUGCUUUUCUAUGGGGAUUUUACUCACUUGAUGUCCUCAUGCAGAGUCUGAGGGCGUCCAGUGUCAGGUGACCAAAAGUAGGUAAGUCACUAGGAAGUGCUGUCUGAUCGCCACUAGAGGCCGUCUUAGUCCUGCAAUGUAAUUAUUGCAGUUUCUCAAAAACUGCAUUGAUUUACAUUGCAGGACUAAGUGGGACUGGGACAUUGCACCCAGACCAAUUAAAUGAGAUGAAGUGGUCUGGGUGACAAGUGUCCCUUUUAAGGACUAGAAGAAUUUGGGAUUUGUUGCUUUGUUAAUAUUAAUUUAGCUCUAGUAUCUGUAGAGGUUUACUGUUAAAACUAUUUCUGGUGGAUAUUUUCUUUUUGUUUCAGUUGCUUCCCUUUCAGAAAAUUCAACAUAGUAUCACUUCUCAAGACCAUCAGCCCACACCAGAUGGAUGCAUAAUAAGUAUGGUGGUGGGUCAACUUAAGGUAAAAGUCAUCAAUGAUAUCAUUUUUUUUAUGACUUAUGUGGCAAAUCCAUCACAUAAGUCAUAGCUCCUUCCAGUGAAAGUAGUGUUCUAGCUGGUAUAGCUUUCCCCCAAUACAUUAGCUAAGACUUAAUGUUGGGAGUAGAUCUGGUUUUAUUAGCACAAGCGUGGUCAUUUCUUCACUGACCUCCAGCAUGGGGUUCCUGUUCAAUAGCACGUUAUCCCGCCAUGAUGCCUCUUCAUUUGAGAGAUAAUUGAUUUGAUGCUCGCUAAACUAACCAUCUCCCAAAUACAUACAACACAGAAACACCCCAAAAAGAUAGUAAAAUUAACAUGAACCCAACACAUCCCCAGAUGGCUCUGAUCCGAGCGCCCAUGUUGGCAACAUAGUGCACGGAUCCAUGAUGUAUUGACAGAUUGCUAUGGCCAGUUAAAGUCCAUGCUCAAAAGAGUUCCAGGAUAAAUGGGGCAUUGGCCAGUCAAGUGUCGGAAACUCCAGAGGACGAAAUAGGGGGUGCUCCACCUGGCUUUCAGGAAGCGAUUGUUUCACAUAGUCUCGGGCGAUUUCCCUCCAAAAAGCGUUCUGAUAGCUGUUAGGGAAGUGAGUGGAAUAUAGAAAGGAAAGUUGACCGGGAGAUAGGGAUAACUGCGUCCGGACCGAAAUUUCUGAGGAGUUGUGGACAAGUCCCGCUGUAGUCCUGGGCUCUGGUUACGGCCAGAGGGGGCGCUCCCGGCUGGACUGGAGGGAAAAGGUGAUGGGAGCCCGGGGCAGUGAAAAGUCUUUUAUGGAAAUUAUAAAGGAAAACAGUGUGGAUGGUGACUAGGUGAUCUGUCACAACUUAUAUGUAAACUAACCUGUGUAUAGCCUGCUUUUAUGUGAUUCCCUAUGUACUUUUGCAUUUGUACAUUAGUACUUAAAUUGCAAAUUCCGUGUUUCUCAAAUGUAUUUUUCUUUAAAGCGGCACUGUCGUGCCGAACUUACCUUUCUUUAAUCGAUUCCUCUUCUCUCCCUCUGUAAGGAUCUGUUCAUUUAUUCCUGUCUGCUCUAGUUUUAAAGAAAACACAAGACACAGUAGGGACUACUUUGUCUUAUGGAGGUUUCCUACGCUUUACUACGGUGACCAAAGUAGUGGGUGGGGGCCGUAAAUUAUAACAGGUGGAGAGACCUCAAAUGGAAAGGUGUGUGUGUGUGUGUGUGUGGUUUUUUUUUUUUUUUUUUUUUUUUUUUUUUUUUUUUUUUUUUUUUUUUUUUUUUUUUUUUUUUUUUUUUUUUACAGGUAUUUAGUUCUCUUGUUUCCCCCACCACCACUAUUUUUAGGGUGAGGGGGUUAGACAGGGUUUACUAUUUUUUAAUUUUUUUUUUUUUUGUAGUGGGGGCCAGGGGGAGGACCAUUGGUGUGUCUCUCCCCACCAUUUUUAUUUAGGGCCCCCACCCGCCGCUCAAGCGUGGGGGCCCCCCACCCCACUUUCUUUUAGGGCCUCGACAGCUCGUGACGGGGGACACUAGGUUUUGUGCUUUUUUUGGGGGGGGGUUGUUUUUUUUUUUUACCUAGUUUACUAGACAUGCCCCUACUCGCAGUAUAGUGAGUAGGGGCAGAUUAUAUACUAAUACGAAGUAAUCUUUACUUGGUAUUAGUAAAUUUAGCUGAAAGAUCAAUUUAGGUUUUUCAUCCUUUUGGUAGAUAGCUCCCUAAUAACAUGGGAAUUAGCGCCUGCAAUAUGCAGCCACGGCACAAAUCGGAUCAGUUUCAUUCAUUCAAAUGACAUUCCGAUCCGAACAAAAUCCCGAAUUGCGUCCUAACAUGAAUGGAGAAACUGUUCUCAUUUUGUUAGUACGAAAUUUGGUAGUUUUGCCGUCGUUCUGUCUAAGUGACAGAACGCGAGAUCACAGGUGAGAAUUGUGGGGAAAUUACUUUGAUCACCCGAAACGAAGCACACUUUGCUUUUCUGCUGGUCAGGCGUAGGAAAUAUACAUAAGACAAAAUAGUCCCUACUUUGUCUUAUGUUGUGUUUUUUUUGUUUUGUUUUUUAUUCUUUAUUUUUCGUGCAUGAGGUAACAUAACAAGCUUUCAUGCCUCAAACUAUUUUUAGAUAUACUAAGGUUAAUAAAAUUCUUUCAAAAGCUACUAACUUGUUAUCCAACCUUGAUCAACAACCUUUAAAGAUACUUGAUAAAUGGAAAAAUACCUUAAAGAUUGACAUAACUGAGCAGGAAUGGUGUAUGUCUCUUAAAGAUACCCGUAAAUAUAUCCAUUGUCAGAAUUUACUUGAAUGUCAAUAUAAGGUUAUGUAUAAAUGGUAUCUGACUCCAUAUAAAUUAAAUAAGAUGUAUCCAGGUCAAAUUCCUCAUUGCUGGCGUUGUGGUUUUCCAGAGGGAACACUCGUCCAUAUAUGGUGGCAUUGUAAUUUGGUUAAAAAUCUAUGGGAGUGGUCCUUUGAAAUUCUUAAAUGAUUAUUUAAUAUUACAAUUAACCCCUUAAGGACCGAGGACGGUUCAGGACCGUCAUCGGCAUUUUUCCCUUGCCGACCGAUGACGGUCCUGAACCGUCCAAACGGUCUGGGGGUACUUACCUGAUCGCCAUCGUUCCCCCGGCGGCGAUCAGUGUUCCUCCGGUUGUGGGGAGACUGCCUGCAGCCCAGACAGUCUCCCCACGGCAGAUUAGGACCCCUGUGGCCAUGUGAUCGCUUAACACAGCGAUCACAUGGUCACAAUAGGUGUCCAUAGUGCUGCCUGCAGGGGGACUGCCUGUGCUGACAGGCAGUCUCCCUGCAACUGUAAAAUCAGAAAAAAAAUUAAAGUUAAUGGUAAUAAAAAAAAUAAUAAUAAUUAUAUAUGUAUAAAUAUGAUAUAUAGACAUAUAUUAUAUCUAUAUAAUAUAUGUCUAUAUAUCAUAUAUAUAAUGUCAUACUAAGUGUAUUUUUAUAUUAAUAUGUACUUAUAUUAAUAUAAAAAUACACUUAUAAUUAAAUUACACACGUAUAUAUAUAAUAUAUAUAAUAACUAUAUAUAUUGUAUAUAUUAUUAUAAAAUAUAAAUAAUAAGUAAUUUAAAUUAAAUAAAAAUUUUUUAAAAUAAUAAAAAAUUUAAAAAAAAUUAUAUAGCUAUAUGAAAUUUUAUUCUAACUGUAUUUUAAAAUUAAUAUAUAUAUAUUUAUAUCAAAAUACACUUAGAAUGAAUUUGUAUAUAUAUCUAUGUAUAUAAAAAUAAAUAAAAAUAAUAAGAAAUAUACAUACGUCCAUAUACAAAAUUACAUAAAUAAUUAUAUAAAUAUACACGUAGACUUCAAAUAUAUAAAUAUGCAUAUAUAUUUAAAUUCUACGUGCGUAUUUAUGUAAUAUUUUUACAUAAUUCAGUAAUUUUAUUGAUUGCAAUUUGAGGGACCUGCCUGCCAACCCAGGCCGAAAUUCCAGAGAAUUUAAUUUGCUAGCACUGUAUUUUACCCUGUAACGUUCUACGACACCCUAAAACCUGUACAUGGGGGGUACUGUUUUACUCGGGAGACUUCGCUGAACACAAAUAUUAGUGAUUCACAACAGUAAAACAUAUCACAGCGAUGAUAUUGUCAGUGAAAGUUACUUUUUUUGCAUUUUUCACACACAAACAGCACUUUUACUGAUGAUAUAAUUGUUGUGAUACGUUUUCCAGUUUUUAAACACUAAUAUUUGUGUUCAGCGAUGUCUCCCGAGUAAAACAGUACCCCCCAUGUACAGGUUUUAUAGCAUUUUUGAAAGUUACAAGGUCAAAUAUAUGGGUCAAAUAUUUUUACAUUGAAAAUGGCCAGGUUGGUUACGUUGCCUUUGAGAGCGUAUGGUAGCCCAGGAAUGAGAAUUACCCCCAUGAUGGCAUACCAUUUGCAAAAGAAGACAACCCAAGGUAUUGCAAAUGGGGUAUGUCCAGUCUUUUUUAGUAACCACUUGGUCACAAACACUGGCCAAAAUUAGCGUUCAAUUUAGUUUUUUUACUUUUUUCACACACAAACAAAUAUGAAUGCUUACUUUGGCCAGUGUUUUCGACUAAGUGGCUACUAAAAAAGACUGGACAUACCCCAUAUUGAAUACCCUGGGUUGUCUACUUUAAAAAAAAUAUGUACAUGUGGGGUGUUAUUCAGAGAUUUAUGACAGAUAAUAGUGUUACAAUGUCACUAUUGAUAAAUUUUAAAAAUGUAUGUUUUGAAACCGCAAUAUCCUACUUGUACCUAUAGCCCUAUAACAUGCAAAAAAAAGCAAAAAAGCACGUAAACACUAGGUAUUUUUAAACUCAGGACAAAAUUUUGAAUCUAUUUAGCAGUUUUUUUCAUUCGCUUUUGUAGAUGAGUAAAAGAUUUUUCAAGUAAAAGUCAAAAAACAUGUAUUUUUUUCAAUUUUUCAUCAGAUUUUUGUAUUUUUUUUAAAUUAAAAUACAUGAGAUUAUAUAAAUAAUGGUAUGUAAAGAAAGCCCAUUUUGUCCUGAAAAAAACAAUAUAUAAUUUGUAUGGGAACAGUAAAUGAGAAAGCGGAAAAUUACAGCCAAACACAAACACCAGAAAAGUGUAAAAAUAUUCCUGGUCGCAAAUGUACAACAUCGCAAAAACAGUCCAGUCCUUAAGGGGUUAAAAAAGGCCCAGAUACAGCAUUGCUACAUCUAAACUGGAAACUUCCUUCCACUUCUUCUAAAUGCCUUGCAAAUCACUGUUUCCUCGCAGUAAAAAUCAUAAUAGCUAGGCAAUGGAAGUCACAUCUUCCUUUCUUGAGGAGUCAGCUUGUUAACCAAAUUCUAUAUCAAUUUCAAAUGGAAAAAGAUUUACCAGCUUCCUCUAUACUUUCUCUAAAUAAACAAGACCAAUACACCAAUUGGAUACAAACUUUAGAAAAUAAAUGAAUUAUUUCCUUGUAUUUUUUUUUUUUUUUCCCUUAUUUGGAUUUCGAUAGACUUUGAUAAAAAAAAAAAACUCAUUCCAGGGAUAUUUUUUCUUAGUUGUUCAGACUGACCCUAGCCCAUAUUUAUAUUUAUAUAUUUAUAUCUACUUCUAGUCAGACAAUAGUUCCAUAAGAUAUAAAAUACAUUGGUAUUGUGAGAUCCUCAGCUGUUUAGCUUGGAUUUACCUAAUAUAUAGGACUAGAAUAGCUGUAACAAUGUAAAUUAUAUGUUUUUGUUAUGUCACACUUGUCUUUGUCUUGUAUGUAAUUUUCACUAUUUCUCAAUGUAUGAUAAAAUGAAAAAAAAAAAAAGGAAAUUAAAAAAACAAGCUUUCAUGCCAUGCCCCAACAGCAGUAGCGUGUUUUGACAUAGAUAAAGCAUAACAGUUGUGGCAUAGAAAAUAUGUGCAAAUUUUUUUUGUAUAUAAGUCAUCAGGAGAAAACAGGGUAAUAGUCAGUGGUGUGGAAACACGACAUAUGAUAACUCAGGUAGUACCGGCUGACUGUGUGAGUGAAGAUUACAGGAGUAACCCAGUGUUUUACAUGUGAGACAUAUUAGUAAAAAGAUGGCCUUAACAACUGACUGACCAAGCAUAGUGUGUCUUCGCUAAUAUAACAAAAGGUCAUAACAUCUUUGUUACCUUGUCAAGAGAGUCUGGAGUGUAAAAACGGGGAGAUUUCUAGGCAAUGCAAUAUUUAAUUACUAGUACAGCACGGGUGAGUAACUUGCGGCUGUGUGCUGAAAAAGUAUGGUAGCCACUGAAGCUUGGGCAGCCUUACAUUGCUGUAUGUCUCCGCCUAGACAGCAGGGUAAUAAACUAAAUAAAAGGGAUCUGUAUAGCAGCCAUUUACAAAAUAUACUAUAACAGAGAAACAUCGAUUUGCAUAUCAUCUGGGUAGUGCCAGAUGGAGUCUGCUAGCUAUACACUGGAGGACCGCAUAGGUGAUGCGAUUGGGGCUUAUCUUAGCCAAUCCCAGUGUCCAGUAGGGUUCAUCUGCCCCGUGGAAGAUGCCUGGAUGAGGGUCGGGCACUCACUCACUCACCCUCCGGAGCUCCCUAUGAGCCAACGAGGAGAGUGUGUGUAUAUAGGCAAACCAAACCGUUAACGCUAAAGGUAAGAAAUAAUACAAUAAUAAAAACCAGGCUUAUAGUGACGUGAUGAAUUAGUGGUCAGGUAGAGCUACUAGAAUCUCGUCUGCAUCCAGCUGCCAUCAGGUAUCUGGUCUAGUGUCCCCUCUAGUUCUUGGGACAAAGGGCGUGACUGUAGAGAGGCCCCAAACCGUGCCAUGUGCAGCGACCGCCGGGCCGGUCUGUGCUUCUGUCAGUCCCAGGGUGGAUAAAAAUUUAGGUGCUUCUGCAAGGGAGGUGAGUGAUUGGGUGGUCCCAUUGUGGGUCACUUGUAGGGUUCCAGGUGGUCCACAGCGAUAGGUGAUGCCUGCUCCCCGCAGUUGUUGUGUGAGCAUCUUGCAUCAUUGCAGGAUCAUUCUUAUAAAGGCCUGAUAAAAGGUGAGGUGGGCGUCCUCAAAUACCAGAGGUGUUUUGCCCCUCAGGGCCGCCAUAAUUUGUCCCUUAACGUGUAAUUUCAUGCAAUGGAGAAUAAUAUCUCUGGCAGGAGGUGGUGCUGGCCUGGUCGGUCCUGGGAGUCUGUACACCCCAUCAAUAGCAAUUUUUCGUACUGCUGUCUUGGGCAAGAUUGUGGCCAGCAUCAGUUGGAAAAAGUGUGGCAGUUCCUCCGUGGAAAUAGCGGCUGGUACCCUGCAGACUUUAAUGUUGUGCCGGUACUCCAUAGCUGUCGUUUGUAGAGACAGUGCUUAGUGCGAUUGUAUAAGUUCUUGUAUCAUUGCUUGCACGUUGGAUAGACCAACUUGUAGGUUAGAGAUAUCUUCGUUGGCACGUACCAUGUCAGUGGUGUUCUGUAUAUCUGAUUGGAGGACAACUAACUUGGCCGCUAGUAUCUUGUGGAAGUCUUGCAGCAAGAGUUUGUGAUCACUGGAUUAUGCGAGAUUUUUUUUGAUUUGGAGGAGAUAAGCUAAGAUUUUCAGGAGCUGUUUGAAAUGGCGUCUGAACGUCUCCGCCACCCCUUUGUCUUAUGUUUUAAAGAAAACUAGAGUAGACAGGAAGAAAUGAACAGAUCCUGACAGAGGGGGAGAAGAGGAAUCUAUUUGGGGAAAGGUAAGUUUGGCAUGACAGUGCCGCUUUAAGUUCGCACUGAUUUUUAAUGUGCUUGGUAUGUACAGUGGAUGAAGUUUCUUUUCUAGCCUAUUGAAAGUUAACUGCCAGCUUUUGCUCAGAAGUUGAAGCCGUCCACAAGAGCUAUAGUACUGUUGGGUUGUUCACUAAUGCAAGCUUUAGUAAACCGUUAAAGUAGUUUGCAGUUAUUCCCAAAUUAUAGUUCCAGUAGAGUGAAAAUACAAACUUCAAAUCAGACUAAAAUAAAUAUGGAUAAGUACGAUAGAAAAAAUAUUAGUAUUGAGUGUCCACAGAGUAUUCACAGCUAGUUGUUUUUUUUUGUUUGUGUUUUUUUUUUUUUUUUAUCCUAAAUAUAGAAAUUCAGAUUUAAAGGGACACUCCAGGCACCCAGACCACUUCUGCCCAUUGGAGUGGUCUGGGUGCUAACUCCCACUACUCUUAACCCUGCAAGUGUAAUUAUUGCAAUUUUUAAUAAACUGCAAUAAUUACCUUGCAGGGUUAACUCCACCUCUAGUGGCUGUCUUCUAGACAGCCACUAGAGGGCACUUCCUGAAUCAUAGCACAGGAAACCUGUGCUAGAGCGUCGCAGGACGUCCUCACGCUAUGUGAGGACCUCCAGCGUCGCUCAUUUUCCCAUAGGAAAGCAUUGAAAUGCAUUUUCAAUGCUUUCCUAUGGGGAGUGCCCACCCGCCGGCGCAAUGCAGAUGAGGAGCGGCGGCGGAGUAAGAAGCAGCCUCUGGUAAGUUACUGAAGGGGUUGUCACCCCCUCAGCAACCGGGGGAUGGGAGGGAGAGGGGACCUGCAGUGCCAGGAAAACAGUGUUUUCCUGGCACUGGAGUUUCCCUUUAAUAAAUAUACUUCAAUACCAUUAUGGGCAAGGAGUAGCACAGAAGGUGCUAUUGAAUUCUCUGUUUGACUGUUUAAGCUAUUCCCCUUUGCAGUGUUAAACUUCAUGAAACAGGAAUCGCCUAAAAGGUAUUAACUCUAUGAAAUGACGCUGGACCUGUGAGCAAUCAGGGGGUUGAAAUUCCCAUAGGAAAGCCUAAUGUAUGCGUGGUGUGUGCAUUCCCCUUCUGGACUUACGUUUGAGGAGGCAGAGACUGAGCCAGUUUGUGUGGGUCUCCUUCCCACUCUCCACCCUCCCGCCAUUCUCUCUUUUCUUAACUGCCACAAAUGAUUGGGGGGGCAUGGCGUGCACAUGGACACUAGUGUUUUGUGUUCCAAACACUAUGGUGUUAAUUUAUAACUCAUAAAAACUAAAUAUUCUGCCAUGGUGACCGUCAAAGCCAAUAGGGAGUUUAUCUAAAGCAGUGUUAGUAGGACUUGCUUGUAUGGUCAGGGGCAUUAAAAGGCCACUCUUCAACAAAGAAGGUUGUGCUUGUGGGAGAGCUGCUUAUGUACUGAGUGGUUAUACUACUUAUAACAAACAUAUGAUUACUGUGUCAAACUAAAUGUCCCAUCUACCCAUGUGUUUUAUUCAACUACUUUAAAACUGAGUAGCCCAUUCUUCUCUAGAAAUUCAGGCGAUGUAGCGGUUUUUCUUUACAUUUUCUUAGCUUUGUUCUAGUUCUCGCCUCUUCUUUUCAAUUCCCCUUCUGUUUUACAGCCUCCUAUCUAAUUCUCUAUACUGACAUUUGUCAUGCUCUGCACCCCUUAAGUUUUAAUUUCGCCAUCGUGCAUCAUCAUCCCCAAUCUACUCUCUUGCAAAGAUUUUGUUUAAUUUUUAUUUCAAUAUUGUGCCAAAACGUGUAUACGGAGGGAAACGAAGGUCCGCAGUAAAGAAAUGCAACUAGCAGACUGCCUACCAGCACACUGAAGCAUGACCACAGUACAAGUAAUGCAAAUCUUUUACAUUCGCCCCAAUUGCCACACACUUUCUUUUCUUAACUAUUCGAUUUUCUUGCUCAUUUUACUCUUUGGUAGUUGGAUUAACAUUUAAGUAUUGACUGGUGUAAAUAGUGCUGUAUGUAAAAUCAAAUCCAUUGGAAUUUCUGCUUUCAGGUCAAUCAAUGAUUGGGGCACAUUUCUGCACUUUCAGCAUUUGUGUAAUAGUGCUGUGCUUGUGCUCUCAAGCUUUCAUUUCAAGAUAGAAGUCUAGAUUCAAAAAUGCAUAGCUGGGUUUUUUUUUUUUUUUUGUCCCUCCCUCAAUGCUCUUAAACUUAAAGGGAUACUAUAGUCACCAGAAAAACUACUGCUUAAUGUAGUUUUUCUGGUGAGUAUAUUAAUUCCUUGCAGGCCUCUUCAUGUAAACACUGCCUUUUCAUAGAAAGGGCACUGCCGUUCAGUGUCUUCACGCUCUGCAUGGAGACGCCGAACUUUCUUCAUAGAGAUGCAUUUAUUCAAUGCAUCUCUUUGAGGAGCUAUUGAAAUAAGGUGUUUUUUUUUUUAAUUUUUUUUUUUUUUUCCUACCUUUUUUUUUUUUUUAAGGGGAGGCUGAGGCAAGCCUCCUAAAUGGUGGUUUUAACGCUAUAGGGUCAGGAAUAGAUGUUUGUGUUCCUAACCCUGUAGAGUUCCCUUGAAGUGUGCAUUUAUUUUUCUAAAUAUAUCUUGAGCGCAAGUUCCACCUGAUCAACACUAAAAAUAGUGGUAAAGUUUUAUGGUUUCUAAGAAUUUUUGUCCAAUAAAAUGUUUCUGCUUUAUCUCCUUUAUGCUUUGGACUCUUGUAUUUAUCAAUAGAAGAUGAGAACUUUUAAAGGAAACACUAUCCUAAGAUCUGUUUAACCCCUUGGUGACCACAUCGCUUUUCAAUUUUCUUACCUUUUGGGUCCAGGGCUUUUACAUUUCUGUGGUGUUUGUGUUUAGCUGUAAUGUUCCUCUUACUUACUAUACCUACUCAUAUCUUAUACAGUUUUUCUUGACAUAAAUGGUAUUUCUAAAGAUACCAUUACUUUCAUAUUAUCAUAUAAUUUACUAUAAAAAAUUGUAAAUUUUUUAACGCACUUUUUCUAACUUUGACCCCCAAAAUCUGUUUUGCAUCUACAACCGCCAAAAAACACCCAUGAUAAAGUUUCUAAAUCUUGUCCUGAGUUUAAAUGCCAAAUGUUAACAAGUAGCACUUUGCUAUUUACAAACCAUUUAUUUAUUUAUUUAUUCUUCACAAUUAACGCAAGUUACAUUGUAACACUGAUAUGUCAGGAAUCCUUGAAUAACCAGACAGACCCCAGCGCCGUGAUUGCCUGCGGGGGAUCGCAAGCAAUCAGGUAAGUGGCGAUUUAGUAAAUGACGUACCAGGUACGUCCGCGGUCAUUACCGACCGAUUGUUGGCGGACGAACCUGGUACAUCAUUGGUCGGAAAGGGGUUAAAAUAAAAAAAAUUCUGAAAGUGUUUAGGGGGGUUGUAUGAUUAACAGCCUGGUGAGGUGUGGAUAAGUUAUAUGGAUUUAUUUCUAAAUGGUGAGGCUGCAGGGGAAUGAUCUAUGCAUCACAACCACUUCAUUUAAUCAUUUUGAGUAUUAAUUGUAUAUGCUAAGUGCGUUCCAUAUUUAAUGAAAAUACUGUGGCCACCGUAUGAAGUCAGGAAAUUAAUCGGUUGAUGAAAUUGAUAAAUUUAAGUUGACAGCGUAUUAAUCUAUUUUUUUUUUUUUUCUCUAACAGGCAGAUGAUGACCAAGUUAUGGGAUUUCAUCAAGUAUUUCUACUAAAGAACAUAAGUGAUGCCUGGGUCUGCACAAAUGAUAUGUUCCGGCUAGCACUACAUAACUUUGGAUGA